Molecule: messenger RNA, 1508 nt
Organism: Morus notabilis
Lineage: Eukaryota; Viridiplantae; Streptophyta; Magnoliopsida; Rosales; Moraceae
Product: E3 ubiquitin-protein ligase PUB22
Exons: 1
Coding region: 90-1349 (419 amino acids)
Biological process (GO): protein ubiquitination
Molecular function (GO): ubiquitin protein ligase activity
Source: RefSeq, a predicted model, not a curated record
CUUUCUUACACAUCUUCUGAGUUUUCUCGCCAUCCAAACACUCUUUUUCGGAGUUUAAUUUCUAUAAUCAGAGGUUCUAAUACAAAGACAUGGACACAGAAAUCGAUGUUCCUCCGUUCUUUCUCUGCCCUAUUUCUCUGGAAAUCAUGAAGGAUCCGGUGACGGUCUUGACGGGGAUUACCUACGACAGGGAAAGCAUCGAGAAAUGGCUGUUUUCCGGGAAAAACGACACUUGUCCGGUAACCAAACAGGUCCUUUCCGAUUCCGAUUUGACUCCGAACCAUACGCUUCGCCGGUUGAUCCAGGCCUGGUGCACGAUGAACGCUGCUCUCGGAAUCGAGAGAAUCCCCACUCCAAAGCCGCCGAUCAGCAAAUCUCAGAUCGCGAAGCUUCUCAGCGACGCCAAAUCCCCUCAAUCGCAGAUCAAAUGCCUCCGGCGGCUCCGAUCUAUCGCCGCCGAGAGCGAGACCAACAAGCGGUGCCUGGAAUCCGCCGGCGCCGUCGAGUUUCUCGUCUCUUUGAUCGCGAACGACAACAACGAAAACGCCGUUUCGUCGCCGUUGUCGUCCUCCGAAAACGACGAGUCGUUUGAUUUCGCGAGAUCUGCGAGCGACGAGGCCUUAACGAUCUUGCACAAUCUCCAUCUCUCGGAAACUGUGCUAAAAAAACUAAUCGACAGAAAUGGUGAAUUCGUCGACUCCUUGACGAGAGUAAUGAGACAAGGAAGCUACGAUUCAAGAGCUUAUUCAAUAAUGCUGUUGAAAUCGAUGUUUGAUGUCGCUGAUCCGAUGAGGAUGAUCAGCUUGAGAACGGAAUUUUACGCCGAAUUGGUCCAAAUUCUACGCGACCAGAUCUCGCCGCAGGCGUCGAAAGCCGCGCUGCAGCUCCUAGUCCAGCUCUGCCCGUGGGGGCGGAACCGGAUCAAGGCGGUGGAAGCUGGCGCGGUGGCGGUACUUAUCGAGCUCCUAUUGGAUUCCGUCGAGAGGCGGCCUUGUGAGAUGAUCCUAACGGGGCUAGACCUAAUGUGCGGGUGCGCGGAGGGGCGGGCGGAGCUGAUAAGGCACGCGGCGGGGCUCGCCGUGGUGUCAAAGCGGGUGCUGAGGGUGUCUCACAUAGGGAGCGAGAAGGCGAUGCGGAUACUAUUCUCGGUCGCGAGAUUCUCCGCGACGCCGGCGGUGCUGGCGGAGAUGCUGCAGCUCGGGGUGGUGGCGAAGCUGUGCCUGGUGCUGCAGGUGGACUGCGGGGGGAAGACUAAAGAGAAGGCGAGGGAGAUUUUGAGGCUGCAUGCAAGGACUUGGAGGAACUCCCCUUGUGUGCCCAUGCGCUUGUUGGCUUCCUAUCCAAAUUGAGAAACAAAAUUGAUGGACAUUGAUCAUGUGCUAAUUUCCUUAGUUUCUUUGCCUUUUUUGGGGAUGAUUACUGUACAUAUUUGAUUGGGUUGGAUUUUGGUAUACUUGGAAAUUAAUCAACAGAAGCAAAUCGAAAAUUAAUUUGUUUUCUUUCUUUUC